This is a messenger RNA of Cylicostephanus goldi, 564 nucleotides long. NCBI's taxonomy places the organism in Eukaryota, Metazoa, Nematoda, Chromadorea, Rhabditida, Strongylidae. The record is from the annotation of a GenBank genome assembly.
CUGCAGAAUUCUUCUCAACGUCACGAUAUUGGAUCUCUGAAAGCUCAUAUUUUUCCUAUUCAUCUGCAAUUUAGGAACUUCAUCGAUAUCCGAGAAAAGGAGAGGGAUCCAAAACGUGAUAACGACCACGGUCGUUCAUUAAUGAAUAGACGAAAUAAUGAGGCAGGAAGAAAGAUUUUGAAACGUCACACGGCUCCGAAAUGCAAAUGUCAUGGUGUAUCAGGAGCUUGUAAUCUGAAAACUUGCUGGAUGCAAUUGCCAACAAUGCGACAAGAUCCUGGAGGCAGAAGGAAGACGAGGGCGCUGCCAACUGACCUCGUUUUUAUGGACGAUUCACCAGAUUACUGUAGGCCAGACCGAGCAGCCGGGACUUUGGGCACACAGGGACGAAUUUGCAGGCGAGGUUCUGAUGGAGCAGACGGUUGCGAUUCGUUAUGUUGUGGACGAGGCUAUAACACUUACACUGUUGAGCAGACCACAAAGUGCAAUUGCAAGUUUGAAUGGUGCUGUAAGGUGGUGUGUCAAAUGUGCACGAACACCACACAAGUCGAUAUUUGUAAAUAA